UACAAAAUUUAGUUCCUGUUUGAAACCAACGAUUCCGAAGCUUUACUUUUCACUACGUACACCUGAUAUUGAUUUUAGCAAUAAAAUACACUCUGUUUUCAUGUGGUUUUUAUUUAAUUCAAACUCUACGCCAAGUUCGGGGGAGCCCCUAAUUUUCAGAAAUUACGUAAACUGGGGGCUUGUCAAGUGGAAACUCGACGACUGGAGUAAUUUGCUCAAAAAUGAAGAAUUGGUGUUUCGUUGUGGCAAAAAAGCAUUUACACAAGAACCCCAAUGGGAGCGCGCCACGCGAAUCAAAAAAACAACAUUUAAAGAAUUUAUUUCAUUUACGGAAAGUGACAACAAUAGUUGGAUGUAUUUCGACUACAAAUAUCUCAAAGACUGGUUCAAAAACACCAAGGAAUUGAAAAAAGAGGUAAAUUGGAGUCUUUUUGGUUUUCCUGAACUGUCUUCCGAAGACUCCACAAUCUGGAUCGGGUCAGCAGGGGCUCACACCCCUUGUCACAUUGACACUUACGGUUGUAACAUUGUUGUUCAGAUUCAUGGCAGGAAACAAUGGAUUUUAUUCCCCCCUGAUGAAAAUCUAAAACCCACAAGAAUACCGUACGAAGAGUCAAGUAUUUAUUCCAAACUGAAUUUUUUCAGCCCCAUGAUUACAGAUUUUGACGGUGUUGGAAAUUGUAGGAGAGUUGUCUUAGAGCCCGGAGACGCGUUAUUUGUGCCCCACAAAUGGUGGCACUAUGUCGAAAAUUUAGAUACGGCUAUUAGUAUCAACGUUUGGUUACCUUUGCCCGAGGAUCACGAGGAGAGAUUCAGAGAGGCCCUAGUGCAGUUUUUCAUCACCCAAGUGACCCAAAACCUCGACCUUGAAACGAAAAAAGCGAUUCUAAACCCGAAUUCUGAUCAAGAAAUUGGGGACGUUACUUUGGAUGCAUCUCUAGAUAUUGUUAACAAAUGUAAGGACAUUUUGACACGGACUUCGAUUCAAAAACGGCCAAUUUUUGACGAAAAUAAGUGCCUUCCUUUCGUGGAAAAAAUUCCAGUUUUGUCGCCACAAGAGUUCGCCAAUUUUUUGCAAGACCAGAAAAGUCGCUUCAGGGAGACUGAAAGUGAAGCUGAAAAGCGCAAUUUUGGGGGAAUUACCAAUUUAAUUGAAGCUUUCAGCCACCCUGACACGAUUUCAUUGGUCGCAAAAAAAUUCCUUGAAUCCAGUCGCCUGUGAUGUCAACAAAUCAACUUAAAUCUUGAAUAAAUGAUUAAAUUACAA
Messenger RNA from Tribolium castaneum (red flour beetle), 1267 nucleotides. RefSeq names its product HSPB1 associated protein 1 (gene HSPBAP1). Gene Ontology annotation, molecular function: 2-oxoglutarate-dependent dioxygenase activity. The transcript has 8 exons. Bases 101 to 1222 code for a protein of 373 amino acids. The record is from RefSeq and is a predicted model, not a curated record. Lineage: Eukaryota; Metazoa; Arthropoda; Insecta; Coleoptera; Tenebrionidae.